AAAAUUAAAAAACAAAGAAAGAGAGAAUCGUAACGCAUAAGUCAUAAACCCCUGUUUGAAUUGUAUAUAUACCAAGCUUCAAUGAGCAAUAACUUUAUCAUAUUGCUCUCCUUCCAUCAAAAUUAAGCAAAAAAUCGAUUAAAAGAAAAAAGAGAGAGAGAUCAACAUGGAAAAAACAGAAGCUGAUGCAUCGCUAAUAGAACAAUUAGAGGGUUGGCAGCAAAUGUCUGCAUUUGCAGGCUCAAUGGUCCUGAAAUGUGCGGUGGAGCUACGCAUUGCUGAUAUUAUACACUCGCAUGGUGGUCCAACCACAUUGUCUCAAAUAGCUUCUGAUAUUACCAGUUCAUCUUGUCCAGAUAUGUCCUACCUCGAACGCAUCAUGAGAUUAUUAGUCCUGAAAAACAUCUUCACCGCGCAUCGCCCAUCGGACGGUGGAGAAACUUUGUACGAUCUCACACAUCUUUCUAGAUGGAUAUUAUGGGACUCCAAACCAAGCCUUGUCCCCUUUAUACUAUUGGAGAAUUACCACAGCCAAUGUGUCAAAGAUGAUGAAGAUGGUGGUGAUAUUUGGGACUUCGCAUUGACAAACCCCGACUUCAACAACUCCUUUGAUGAUGAUGCUAUGUCAACCACCACCACCGUUGAUAUUUUGAUAGAUGUGUUUUUACCAGCAUAUAAAGAUGAAUUGGAAAGUGUAGGAUCAGUGGUGGACAUUGGGGGUGGAUCGGGAAGAACCAUGCAUGAGGUUGUGAAAUCUCAUCCACAUAUCAAAGCCAUCAACUUUGAUCUACCACAUGUUAUCGCCACAGCUCCAAAUUUUCAAGGGGUUUCUCACAUUGGAGGUGACAUGUUCGAGAAUAUUCCCAGUGCAGAUGCAGUUUUACUAAAGGGCAUACUACACGAUUGGAGCCACGAAGAAUGUGUGAAAAUUCUACAAAAUUGUCACAAUGCAAUACCUGAAAAAAAUGGAAAAGUUAUAAUUGUGGAUAUUGUUCUUGAACAAGAAGACAAUAACAUACCCGAAGAAUCGCAAAUCACAUCGGAAUUAAAGACGAUGGUAUUGACCAACAGAAAAGAAAGAACAGAGGUGGAAUGGAAAAAGUUGUUAAAGGAAGGAGGUUUCCCCCAACACAGAAUCAUCAAAUUUCCAGCUAAACAAUGCAUUAUUGUGGCAUAUCCUAUAUGAUAA
Ziziphus jujuba (common jujube) is the source of this 1189-nucleotide messenger RNA. Its product is annotated as xanthohumol 4-O-methyltransferase-like. Gene Ontology annotation, biological process: methylation. Lineage: Eukaryota; Viridiplantae; Streptophyta; Magnoliopsida; Rosales; Rhamnaceae. The record is from RefSeq and is a predicted model, not a curated record. The coding region runs from base 167 to 1186 and encodes 339 amino acids. Gene Ontology annotation, molecular function: protein dimerization activity; O-methyltransferase activity; S-adenosylmethionine-dependent methyltransferase activity. The transcript has 2 exons.